GUUAUUUUGUUCUUAACAGGAAAUUUUGAUGAUUAGUUCAACCCAUGAUUAAAUAUAUGUGACUUAUUUGUACAUCAAUGUACUAGCUGUAGUACAAGAAGGUUUCAUUUAUAAUAUAGCGUUUUGAUAUAUAAUCAAUUUUACAAUUUAGUCAUUUAUCAUUUGGAUCGUGAUACAUUUUUUCACUGUUCAAGACUUUUGCAAUCAUUUUUGAUAAUAAAACUUUAGCUCCGGUUCAAAACAUGUAUUCAUUCGCUAGCAAAAUAUAUAAUAGUGUAGUUGGAAGUUCCGAAGAACAAAUUAUCGAGGAAAGUACAGAACAAGAAAUUACUAAAAAUACAAAAACCACAAACCAAACUAUAGAAGAAACCUCCCAAGCUGGACAAACGACCGUAAAAGUUUCGUUGACGACGGAAGAGAAUUUAAGUACCGCAAAUGUUACCAAAGAAUUUACAGUUCCACUUUCUGUGCCGAAAAUGCAAGUGUCUGAUUUUAAUGGUAUAAUAUCCGAUGUUGCUCCAACGUUCCCAAGUAUUGACAGUCCACAACGUUCCAAAAAACGAACACCUCUGGAGAAAGCAAACAAACUACGACAAAAGAUUGCUUUGGAACCCGGUCAUUCCCCAUUAGAUUGGGCAAAAUUAACCAGUAGUGGAGCUAACCUUAGGGGAGUUUCAGAAAUAAGAAAGUACCCCAUUGAAGAAGUUAGACUUCAUAAGACUAAAGAUGAUGCAUGGACAGUAUUUAAUGGCAAAAUUUAUAACAUUACUCCAUAUCUCAAAUUUCACCCUGGAGGUGAAAAAGAGUUAAUGAGAUCUGCUGGUAAAGAUGGGACCAAAUUAUUUAUGACAACACACGCAUGGGUAAAUUAUGAGUUCAUGUUGGAAAAAUGUUUUGUCGGUUUUCUAGUUGGAGAACAGCAUAAUUUAUUAACUUAAAUAACUUAAAUAUAAAUUGGACAUUAUUAAUCCACCAAUAAUAUAAAUAAUAUAAAAACUAAUUUUUCUAAUUUAUUAAUAUUCACUUAAUAAAAGAUUACUACUUCACAAUUUUCCUUGUUCGCUUAAUUCUUGUUUCUCUUUAUCACUAAGUGACCAGAAUUCACUAAUUUUGUGAUGAUACCAAUUUCGUAU
Rhizophagus irregularis DAOM 181602=DAOM 197198 is the source of this 1133-nucleotide messenger RNA. RefSeq lists its product as uncharacterized. NCBI's taxonomy places the organism in Eukaryota, Fungi, Glomeromycota, Glomeromycetes, Glomerales, Glomeraceae. Gene Ontology annotation, molecular function: cytochrome-b5 reductase activity, acting on NAD(P)H; heme binding. The record is from RefSeq and is a predicted model, not a curated record.